Molecule: messenger RNA, 1070 nt
Organism: Papilio machaon (common yellow swallowtail)
Lineage: Eukaryota; Metazoa; Arthropoda; Insecta; Lepidoptera; Papilionidae
Product: circadian clock-controlled protein daywake
Exons: 5
Coding region: 87-842 (251 amino acids)
Source: RefSeq, a predicted model, not a curated record
UUCCUUGCGGCAGUAGGCGUCGAGUCGUGAACAAAACAUCAAACUUGUUGGCUUUACUGUACAUAUUUUUUUAAUUAAAAAUAAAAAUGCAUUUUAAAAUAAGCAUUGUGAUAUAUGUGACACUAUUUUGUUAUAUUAAUGCUGAAGAAGACGUAUUACCAUCCUUCAUAAAGAAGUGUGACUUCAAUGAUAAAGAAUUAGAGAGAUGUAUUAGGAAACAAAUAGAGAACAGUCUUUCUCGAUUCACAAAGGGCAUUCCCGAGCUGGGCGUACCGUCUAUUGAUCCGGUGCAACUGGACGAUAUCAAUAUCGACGGGAAUGGUUUGAAAUUAAAAUUCGCAGAAGCGGCCAUGCACGGACUUAGUAACAGUAAACUAACAGAUCUUAAAGUCGAUAUUGGCAGUGAUGAAGAAGAUUUCAAUUUAGGCUUCAAGGGUAAUAUGAGUUUGACAGCUAAAUACAAUAUUGAUGGCAAGAUCCUAAUUCUACCAAUCAAAGGAGAUGGUGACGCCGUCGUUAAAGCUAAUAAUGUCGAAGUGAAUAUCCAGAGCAAACUGGUUCAUGUGAAGGACAGCAAAGGACGCAGCCAUUUAAAACUUAUAACACCCAACUACAAAUACGACAUACAAAGCACAACAUUCGACUUGAAGAAUUUAUUUAAUGGAAACAAGGAAUUAGCUGAAACGACUCUUAGCUUCGCUAACGAAAACUGGAGACAGCUAAUGGACGAUCUCGCGCCCCCUGCCAUCAAGCAAAUUGUCCGCACCGUUAUUAAAGCCAUCAACAAAUUCUUCUCCAAAAUUCCCAUCUCUGAAAUGUUGGAGGGAUAUAAAGAUUCCUAAAUAUUAACUUGUUACUGUAAAAUAGUUUUAAAUAUCUAUCUUACUUUUAUUCUAUAGAAUAUGACCACGACUUUACAAGCGUAACGGGAUAGACACAUAAGUGACAAUUAAUCAAAAAAAUUAAACCCGAUGGACUGAUUCAAAUGACCCCUCUCGGUCAAGCUGAAAGUCUGUGUUAGAGUGUAAGAUUAUAUAUAAACUAUCGAAUAAUAUUACGUAAUAAAAAUU